CUGUACAUCUACAUCUGUAUCAAUUCAAAACUUCGCAAGACAAACUGCAAGGGGGUCGCUGACCAGAAGGCAAAAUUCCAAUAAAUGUCUAAUUACCUUGACAGAAUGGAAAGUACUUUCAUAUAGCAGAUAUCCUCUUGAACAUAUUGGCCAUAACAUGAACAAAUACUAUAUAUUUCAAUGGUAUUUCGCUCUCUUUAUAAAGAAAUUUUGGUCUGUUGCCGAUACGAAAACAGAAUUACCUUUAAACAAAGCGUUCCCUACUGGUACUAUUUUUGGAAGAAUGCAACAGAUAUUGUUUAGCACUUAAUGGGUUCCACUCAACUGCCCAUUCCCGAGAUAAUGACGCAGUUAAGGAAAUUCUCUUUGAGGUAGGUUAAGUGUUUAAUAUCAGAAGAUGACUAGAUUGAGUUGGGAUUUGACAGUGUGUCAGAGGGAUACUUAGGCCGUCGAGAGAACUGUUGAUGGAGCAUCGAUGCAAAGAAAAGCAAUGUUGAACGAGAGCGUGGAUUGCUGCAUCAAGAUGAACGUUGCGCCGUAUCAUAAGUCAAUCAACAAUCUCACUGAUGUCUACCUUUUGGCCAGGCCAUGCUUCUCUCCUAAAGAGAGCUUCGUUGAUAUCCUCCUUUAUAUCAUGAACAUGAACCAUGAUGCCCAGAAGCGGCUUGAAAGUUGCCCGACCCAAACAAGCCCUCAGCCAGUAUGCAAUGUACAAGGGAACCAAGGCUCUCCAGGAUUGGCUACGUUCUGGGUCUUGGUGCUGCUCGUUGCAGUGGGAGGCAACUUGACUGUUUGCUUGGUCAUCUAUAAUGCUCAGAUGUUAAGAAAUAUACUCUCCAAUCACUUCAUUGCUUCUUUGGCAGUCAGUGAUUUGAUGGUCGGCCUGUUCCUUGUCCCGGUGCAGAUCUACUCCUCACUAAACUUUGGGAGGCUCUGUAUCAGCCGCUUUCUGUGCCACUACUACAAAACCAUGGACAGUAUUUCCUUUGUCGCAUCAAUCACAAACCUGCUUGUGAUAACUGCAGACCGGUUUAUUGCUGUGGAAUGGCCCUACACUUACCAAGAUAUCGUAACAAAAACACGAUCAAAGAUAGCGAUAGGUGUUGUUUGGUUCAACGCUCUUCUUAUUGGUGGUCUCUCAAACGUAAAUUGGUCGGAUGAAUCUAGCGAUACGACGGUUGCAUGCUGGACAGACAACAAGAUCUACAUCACUCUGCUAUUCACCAUAGUCUUCUACGCCCCAACUGUCCUGAUGGGCAUAGCACAAGGCAGAAUGCUGUUUAUAGCAUUGAGGCAUUCCAGAGAUAUAAAUGCUGCCAUUCCAAUGACUGCUGUCAGCAAGGACGGCUCUAACGAUGAAAUCAGUUCAAUCAAUCAUGCAAAGCAGUUCGUCAACCGCUUCAAGAAAGUGCUACGCGAAUACCGCGCGGUGAAAAUUAUCAUGGUCGUCUUUGGCACUUUCGUUCUCUGCUGGUUGCCUGUCACCAUUAUUGCCCUGCUGCAUGCUUGGUGCCCUGGAUGUGUUACACUGAAGACAUGGCAAACAACGCUUUUGGUCGAUGUCCUGCCAGUUCUGAAUUCGACAUUGAAUUUCUUCAUUUACUCAGUGAUGAACAGAGAAUUCAGAAAGAAUUUCAAGAGAUUGCUCAAGAGGGCCUACAUGUGGUGCACCAAUGAUAUUGGGUAACAGUUAUGACACUGAAGCAGUCAGUAUAAUCCACUGAAAUUAUGACUGAUGGAGCCACGAAGUGGUACUAAUUCUUGGGGAUGGGAGAUUUUGUAGCUAAGGGAUCUCGUGGCAUGACUUAAAUUUCGAAAAAAAAAACAAAAAUUUUGUCCGGCUGGUCUACAGCAUAGAUAGAGGGGUCAUCCCUCGAAAGUAGAUUAGAAAAUUCGAAGUAGCAUUUGCAGACUACUGCAUUGUAAAGGUGUUUAUAAUGUGGAUGCUGGUCAUUCGGUAUAUCAAAUUAACAGAACCGGUGAAAUAAUGGAAAUAUGGACAUUUAGUGACAUGAAUAGACUAUAGAAACAUGGACAUUUAGUGACAUGGAUAGAUUAUGUAGAGAGCAGCAUCGUUCUUGGUAUUCAUUGCUUAUAAUGGAUGGAUAAUGUUUUAUCAAAGAACGUUUUGGACUUUGUAAAUUGUUAUAAUGUUGAAAAUCGUGAAAAAAAUGCAAGUCCUCUUUUUUGCUGUGUUUUACUGUGUGUAAAAAAGGUACCGUUUACAUUGUGGAGUAACUCAAAGGUACGCUGUUUCCUACCAGUGGCGGAUUUAGACCGGAGCAAACGGAGCAGCUGCUCCAGUCAGAAUUUUCUAAAUUUAUUAUAGUGCCUGUUUGAUAUUAACUUAGCUCUGUUACUUCAUAAAUCAUCAAUUAAUACUUCCUGAUGCCCCCCAAACAACCCCUGUGGACUAGAUAGGUGCCUUAGAGAACUGGUUUACAUUUUGUCGUCUGAGUUGCUAAUGUGUUGACUGUGGAGGAGAUGUUCACAAUUUUGCUCCACACGAAAUACGUCAUGGUCAAAUAAACCAAUCAGACCACUGGAUUUUGCUCCAGUUGAUGAAAAUUUGCUCCAGGAAGUGCUGGUUAGCCAAUCAAACUACUGAGCAACUGGAGCAAAAUCCAGCUCUGCGAUUGGUUUGAAUCCGUUAUCGGGAGCAAGUUGGAGCGCACUCUUUCGAAUUGGAGCUUUCGUAACGUUCUGUGUGUAACGGGAAUUCGAAAAAAAACUGACGACAAGGAUUUGAGUUUUUUGAAAGAGAGACGGCAAAACAGGUAUGUUUACUAAUGUUAAUUAUGUAUGUCGUUUAAGGGAGCCCUCUUUUUGAUGCUGUCGUUGUGGACGUUUAUAAACCCAAUGAGAUAGGGGUUCAUUUAGGCCUAUAAGCAAGUCAUGUUAUUUAACAGAUUACUUUCUUAUCACAAAGUUAUUUGGAAGUAAUAAUGGUACAGAUCGUUUUGUCUAAUCUAAAAGCGCAAAAGGUCCUUAUGCCUUGGCCGCUGGGAAUACUUGUGGGAAUGUAGCUAGCUGUAAUAAAUAGAAUCAAAGCUCUUGUCAGAGGCGAGGGGCAAUUCACUCUUUCAGCUGCCAGUUUCCCUCCAAACAAACAGAUUUCUAGGGAUUUUUAAAAAGAGCUAUAGGGUUUCAAUUGUUGAUUUGCCCCUCGAUCAAGAGUGUUUGUCUCAAGCACGGAGCUCUGCUCUGAAUUCAGGAGUUUUAUGUAAUUUUAAUAUUAUGAUUUUCUUUGAAUAUACGAAGAGAAAGGAAUUGGUAUCAAACGUUGCUAAUCUGGGUGGGUCGCUAAUGACUGAUAUGAUAUAAUCGAUUUCAAUACUCUAUAAAUUGUCUUUCAAACUGAUGUUUGUCUUCCUUCAUCUAAGAGAUAAUAAAAGCUAUUCACAAAUGCAGCUUGUGUUGAUUGAAUUCAGACCAUUAGCAUUUUUUAGUAUUACGAUUACAUAGGCGUGUUUUUGAAACUGAUAAGAAUGACACUACUACCGAUGAACAAACUGCUAUUUCCGCGAAAAACCACCGCAAAGGAAACUUUCAAAGGCAUCAAUUUGAUUAAAGGGCACAUGUCGCUUUAGUAAUCGGCUAAUACAACAAAAACGUUUGGUGUGAAAUUCCAUUCUUUCGUGACUUGUCAUUUAUACGUCAUGAAAUUUUACUGCCGUGAAAAGAUAAAAGAUUCAGUUUGGUUUAUUAUUUUAAAAUUCCGAGUUAGUUGCGUGUUUCUGUUGAGAAAGAAUUCCGUCAACUAAAGUACAGUUUCAAGCAGUUUUUUAACAAAAUUUUUAUAACCUCUAAAUUGCUACUAGCUUUAUUUAAAAGUUUGUGCUAGUUAGAAAUUUUAUCUGAGAUUCGCAUGAAAUUAAAGUCGUUUUCAGAGAAUCUAAAGGGCGUGGUCAUAAAAAAUUGUUCGGGGGCUCCGCCCCC
Molecule: messenger RNA, 3939 nt
Organism: Rhopilema esculentum
Lineage: Eukaryota; Metazoa; Cnidaria; Scyphozoa; Rhizostomeae; Rhizostomatidae
Product: histamine H2 receptor
Biological process (GO): G protein-coupled receptor signaling pathway
Cellular component (GO): plasma membrane
Molecular function (GO): G protein-coupled receptor activity
Source: RefSeq, a predicted model, not a curated record